Didymodactylos carnosus is the source of this 1265-nucleotide messenger RNA. The record is from the annotation of a GenBank genome assembly. Lineage: Eukaryota; Metazoa; Rotifera; Eurotatoria; Philodinida; Philodinidae.
AAAAAGGUUUCGUAGGAGAUAGUUCGGACGGUAUACCCGCGGACAGAUCCUUUUAAGGUUUCAUAGAUUUUAAUAACCGUUUUUUUAAGCCUUUGGACACAUUUGGAAGCUUUUAGACACCUACGAAACCUUUUUGGAGGGUUCGGUAAAUUAAUCUUUUUAGAGUGUACAACUCUGAUUUCGAAUCCAUUUGUUUUCUGCUGACUAAAGUUGUUUUAAGAAAUAUUCACAAUAUAUGUGAGAACAGCGUGUUGCAAUUCAUUAAACAAUGCAUAAUCCAUGCAUUUUAAAGACCAUAUGAUUUUUUCACCUAUGCCGUGUUUGACAAUUCAUUAUAAUAACAAAUGGGAAUAAUGGAACUGAGAUGCGUGUAUAUACGUAGAAGAAGAUUUCAAGUCUUCAUCUCGAGCGCUAUUCUGACCUUUUUCGACAAAAAAGAAUGAAUUUCAAUCAACAAUCCAGAAAGAGAAAAAAGUGUUUUUAAAGAACUUUUGUAUAUAAUCAGAAAUCUUUAAAUAUUUUCUUUUCAGCGAGGAAAACCCGAACUCAUUGAUAAAUCUUUCGCCACACUUGGUUCUUCUUCGUACGUCAAUAUCGAUCUUUUUCUGUAGCUUUUAGUGCAUUCCAUAGUGGAUGUUUCUUGGUAAACGCUGGUCAAGAAAUGGAACAAACAAAAAUUUCCUCACUUUUCGAAAGAGAUUGGAUUGACUAUAGAGAAGUACAUACACUUGAAGAGUUUAUACGUAAACUAAUACAAAUCAAGAAACAUUCGGUGAUCGAAGCGAGAGGAGCCAGGUCAGAGAAGUGAAAUAUAGAUGCGUUUCGAACAUUAUUCUGCUUCGAUUCUUAGAUUAACACUGACCCAUCAUAGUCCAUGUAUUGUGGCCGUGUGGGAAGCCGCAUCGAUCUGUGAAGGUCUCAUUGGUGUGUUCAAUGUGAUGCAAGAAGCCAACUGUGAACAAUUCAUACAAAUUCCCAAUUUACCCAAAGGCAUUUAUGAAAACUUAUUUGUUGAUAUGGGCGUGAGCGCACUACUGGAACGCGAAUUUCGAACAGUUUCAGUGGAUAAGAAUGGUUUGCUGCCUGUACCUGCGGUUGCCAGCGUUCUUUAUUAUGUUGGUGUUCUUCUGCAUCCUAAACCAUUUUACAGUGAAAUAUUCGAUUUUAACUACAGACAAGCAUAUUUAACAGAAAUAUUGACUACUCCAACAUAUCAUUAUCGUCGUCAAAUAAUAUUAUAUUUAAAACAAAAAUUAAAAAAAUGA